AGUUCCGGUCCCGGCGCGGUCAAGGGGACCCGGGCCUGCAGGCCUCCGCCUCGAGUGCCGGCCGCACCCCCGCCGCCCGCCCCCGAUCCCUGCGGUGACUGGAGGAAGGCUGCCUAGAACUUGCAGCCCCUGCACUCCUCAGAAAUACCCAUUUCCACUGUGAAUCACUGCACAGCUGAGAGGGGCUGGAGCAUUAAAUAGCCCGUUUUAAGGUCUCAGAAACACAAGGAAGCUCUUCAUCCUGCUUGGAUUCUGCCUUUACCCUUGGGAGUGUCCUCUAACACAUCCGCACCACCAUCCAGACCCAAGAAACCAAGGCCAGAACACAGGUCAAGAUGGGGUUUAUUUUCUCAAAAUCUAUGAAUGAAAACAUGAAAAACCAACAGGAGUUUAUGCUUAUGAAUGCUCGACUCCAGAUGGAAAGGCAACUAAUGAUGCAGAACGAAAUGAGAGAAAGACAAAUGGCCAUGCAGAUUGCUUGGUCUCGGGAAUUCCUCAAAUAUUUUGGAACUUUUUUUGGCAUUGCAGCCAUCUCUUUAACAGCUGGGGCAAUAAGAAAGAAGAAGCCAGCCUUCCUCUUCCCUAUUAUUCCAUUAAGCUUUAUCUUCACCUACCAGUAUGACUUAGGAUAUGGAACCCUUCUACAAAGAAUGAAAGGUGAAGCUGAGAACAUACUGGAAACAGAAAAGAGUAAGUUGCAGCUGCCAAGAGGCAUGAUCACUUUUGAAAGCCUUGAAAAAGCCAGAAGGGAACAGAGUAAAUUCUUCAUAGACAAAUGAAAUCAUGUUUACCCACCAAAUCUCAAAACACAUAAUUGUUGACUUGAAUCAUGGUUUUUACAACUUUUUAGAUGCUUGACAUUUUGACAUAAUGGAUUUUAUUUUAAAAUAUUAAAAUGCAAGAGGAGUUUUGUUAAACUAUUUUAAAAUAAAAUUUUUAACAUUCAAUACAAAAUCAUGGAGGUACUCUAAGCAACUUUCAUAUUUCCUAUAUAUGGUGUAUAUUACAAAUAUCUAAAUGUAUAAUUAAUAAAUUAUAUUGUUUUGAUUCCUGGAA
Molecule: messenger RNA, 1056 nt
Organism: Canis lupus familiaris (dog)
Lineage: Eukaryota; Metazoa; Chordata; Mammalia; Carnivora; Canidae
Gene: PLGRKT
Product: plasminogen receptor with a C-terminal lysine
Exons: 7
Coding region: 336-779 (147 amino acids)
Biological process (GO): positive regulation of plasminogen activation
Cellular component (GO): plasma membrane
Source: RefSeq, a predicted model, not a curated record